AUGGCCUUACAGCAAGAUGCAUCCGAGGCAGAAUUGGCUGUUAUGAACGCCUUCCACCGGGAAGCCCACGGUUGCAGAGACACGGCUGGCCAGAUCCUGGAACAAGAGAUAUCCCCUUACUACCAGCAAUACAACCCCUCUGUGCACGUCGCACCGUAUACGACCAUUAUCGGCCCAAGCGGUAUUGGCAAGACGUUCCUGAUCCAGGAACUCGCCCGGAAGGGUGUCUACGUUGCCUACGCCAGUCUCGCAAGUACAGAAUCUGGAGUAUAUCCUUCUCGCUCGAAGAUGGCGGAUCUAGUUGCCAGACGUGAUGAUAAAGAGAAUGCGGCCGUCUUUUUCAACUGUUACAUUGCUGCAAGCUUGGUCAACAUCCAGAUGUGUAGGGACAUUGGCAUCACCGCAACGGGCCUGUUUGAUGCUAUGAUAAGGGUUGAGUUUGCCGAUGUUCAAUCAAAGCUGGCAGAGCAAGUCGAGAAGUUGUACAAGCACGUGUCUGAUUUUAAGCCAGCGGAUGACGCCACGGAGCGCUCGCAGACAUUUGAGCAUAGGGUGAAGAAGUUCGCCAACCAGGGCACGCUGGCCGUCCCGCUCGCACUGUAUGAGGAGAACAUCACCAGCGUGUUUGUGAAUUUCUUGGAAAGGCUCAAUCGCCACGAGCAUCGAGGCAAGUACGUCCAGCCCAGCAAAGCGACGAAACACUUUGAUCCCGAGAACACCCCACCCGCCAUUAUCUGCAUCGACAACGCUCGUGGCCUCUUCAACCCCUACAACUAUUCGGGGGAGGGAGGUUCGUUUUUGGCGUUUCAGACGGCCCUGCGUGACCAAAGGGUGAUCAAUCCGUUGUUCGGACUUCUUGUGGACUCCUCUUCCAAAAUAGCAAGCUUCCAUUGUCCCAGCCCCGACGCCAAGGGCACCUUCCCGCCAAUAUACGAAAUCGACUCGAUGGACCUUUUCGCUGUGAGAAAAGACCGAGGCUGGGAGGCUAUCAGGACCUUGACGCAGUCAGCCCAUGCAAACGUCGGACUGGAACAUCUCUACAAUCUAGGAAGGCCUUUGUGGGGUGCUGUCCUCCGAGAGAAGUCCCGGGAAUCUAGCCUCAAUGAGGCUCAGAUGCAGGUGCUUGAUCUCGCUAGGACUAAGAUCUGCGGCCAUCCAAGCUUGCGUGGACGCAAGCCAAUGAGCGAUACCCAGGCCUUGGCGUUACUCUCCUACCGGAUGGAAUUUGAUAUCACUCCCGACCAGCGCCUUUCCAACGAGUUCGUUGCAAAUCACCUCCGCCACAUCGUUCAUAUAACGGGACGCGACUGGUUCAUGCGCACUUACCAUCCUACGGAGCCGGUCCUGGCGCUAGCCUCCCAGGUGGAAAUGUCCACUCGCUCGAAGACUCGGGUUGAGGUCCUCAGGGCGCUCUAUAAGCACGUCACUGAGGGGUCGAUCAUUCUCAGGAGCACUGGCGAUCCCAUCGCGACCUUGAUCCUGAUGUUUGCUAUGGACGCCGCCCAGCCCGAGGGGAGCCAUCGCCCGGUGAAGCUGGCGAUAUUCUUAUCUUCUCUGUUCUCCGAAAAUGUGCUCGAGUCCAUUCGCGAACGAUCGGAGGCGUCUGACGGGCUGCGAUCUCUGUGGCAGGAGGGUGUGGUGUUUUUCAACCAAUUCGUGCGACUCGGAGUUGAUCCGGACGAGGGUACUUUGUGGAGGGCGUUUCACCGGGCAGCCGCCGUGCUGCCUCAUGUUGGGUACAAUGGACCUAAUAUCAUCAUCCCCAUUUUCCUCCCGAACAAAAACAAGAUGAGCUAUAUCCUUGUCAGGGUGAGCAACUGGCGUGAGGAGGAGAUUGACGAGGCGUUCAAAGACGAUGCAAAGAACUCCCUCAAAUACGAUGCGAUAUCGAUUGACUCGGAAAAAAAGAACGACGACAAAGAAGAUUACGGUGACGAAUACAACAAAGAUGCAAAAGACGAGGAUGAGGAAUAG
Molecule: messenger RNA, 1974 nt
Organism: Aspergillus chevalieri
Lineage: Eukaryota; Fungi; Ascomycota; Eurotiomycetes; Eurotiales; Aspergillaceae
Exons: 1
Coding region: 1-1974 (657 amino acids)
Source: RefSeq, a predicted model, not a curated record